AUGGCUAAAUUUGCACAAAAUGUUACGCUUCCUUUAAACCGUACAGGUGAUGAAGAAGGCGCUCAUUAUGAAAAUGGCAAAGUCACGACACCUGCUGGUUUUAAAGAAGCAUUCCAACAAUACGCUGAAGGCGGUUGGAUUGGCCUAGGUGCUGAUGAGGAAUGGGGCGGUCAGGCAAUGCCAAAAAUGCUGACCGUACUUGCAGAUGAAAUGUUAUUUGCAACUAACCCAUCAUUCAUGCUCUACCCGCUUCUCUCUGUCGGUGCUGCUGAACCUAACCAAGAUGGUACAUAUAACAUCACUGGUACUAAAAUCUUCAUUACUGGUGGUGACCACGAUCUUGCUGACAACAUCAUUCACCUUGUUUUAGCAAAAACACCUGAUGCACCUGCGGGUUCACGUGGUAUCUCACUCUUUAUCGUGCCUAAAUUCCUCGUCAAUGCUGAUGGUUCAUUGGGCGAACGUAAUACAGCUGGUCCCGGUUCAAUUGAACACAAAAUGGGGAUCAAAGCGUCUGCAACAUGUGUCAUGAACUUUGAUGCAGCCAAAGGUUUCCUUGCGCUUCUGAAUAUGCAUACCAAAAUGCAGCACAAUAUGCGACUGAUCGCGUACAAGGCCGUAGUGCGACAGGUGUUAAAUCUCCAAACAAACCUGCUGACAGCAUCCUUGUACAUGGUGAUGUACGUCGUAUGUUACUCAAUGCACGUGCCAACAAUGAAGCUUCUCGUGCAUUUGCAGUCUAUGUUGGUCAACAACUCGACAUUACUAAAUUUUCAACCGAUCCUGAAGCUGUAG
Messenger RNA from Oppiella nova, 795 nucleotides. Lineage: Eukaryota; Metazoa; Arthropoda; Arachnida; Sarcoptiformes; Oppiidae. The record is from the annotation of a GenBank genome assembly.